Molecule: messenger RNA, 735 nt
Organism: Microthlaspi erraticum
Lineage: Eukaryota; Viridiplantae; Streptophyta; Magnoliopsida; Brassicales; Brassicaceae
Source: the annotation of a GenBank genome assembly
AUGGGCCCGAUGAUAAGAACAGAGGAUGAAGAAGACUGUGCGAGUCCACCGUGGCUAAUGCCAAUGCUACGAGGCAGCUACUUCGUGCCCUGUUCGAUCCACGUCGACUCCAACAAAAACGAAUGCAACUUGUUCUGUCUCGACUGUGCUGGAAAUGCCUUUUGCUCUUACUGUUUGGUCAAACACAAAGACCAUCGUGUUGUUCAGAUAAGAAGAUCUUCGUACCACAACGUGGUGAGAGUGAAUGAGAUACAGAAGUACAUCGACAUAUCUUGCGUCCAGACAUAUAUCAUCAACAGCGCGAAGAUCGUGUUCCUCAACGAAAGACCUCAGCCCAGAAUCGGCAAAGGUGUUACCAACACUUGUGAAAUCUGUUGCAGAAGCCUCCUUGAUUCUUUCCGCUUCUGCUCUCUCGGUUGCAAGCUUGGUGGGAUGAAGAGAGGAGAUCUAAGUUUGACCUUCUCUUUGAGAGGGAAGCAUGGGAGAGAGUAUGGGUCGGAAUCAGAUGAGGCUACCACACCGACGAAGAUGCGUAAGACCAAUGCUUUCAACCGUCUGAUGAGUGGUCUGUCGAUCUCCACCGUUAGAUUUGAUGACUACGGUCCAGGUGGCGAUCAACGGUCUUCAAGCUCUGGCGACGAAGGUGGUUUCAAUUUCUCUCCGGGAACUCCUCCGAUCUAUAAUCACCGGAAUUCAAGCAGACGAAAAGGGGUCCCACACCGAGCUCCGUUCUAA